Cyprinus carpio (common carp) is the source of this 5502-nucleotide messenger RNA. It is a transcript of the gene lmx1al, whose product is annotated as LIM homeobox transcription factor 1, alpha-like. Lineage: Eukaryota; Metazoa; Chordata; Actinopteri; Cypriniformes; Cyprinidae. Gene Ontology annotation, cellular component: nucleus. The record is from RefSeq and is a predicted model, not a curated record. Gene Ontology annotation, biological process: regulation of transcription by RNA polymerase II; neuron differentiation. Gene Ontology annotation, molecular function: DNA-binding transcription factor activity, RNA polymerase II-specific; RNA polymerase II transcription regulatory region sequence-specific DNA binding.
UGUACUACAAGUGGUAACUAAAUGUUAAUUUACAUCUGAAUAACAUUAAUAACUGGACACCGAGGAGUCUAUGAAGAGAAAAUCACACAGUGAGCCGUUUUAAUAUUAUCAGUAGGGGAAGUUAUUAUUUAGAGCACAUCAGGGCCUAAUGUCACAUGCAAAUUGUUAAUUUUACUUGCUUAUUAUUUCAUAUAAUAACUCUAGCUCAGGGUUACUCAGCUCUAGCCCUCGGGGUCCACUUUCAGUUUAGCUUCAACCUUGAUCAAAUUCAACUGCUUGUAACUUUCUAGUAAUCCUGCAGACCUCGGUUAGCUUGUUCAGAUCUGUUUAAUUGGGGUUGGAGCGAAACUGUUAUGUGGCACGAUUUGGCCACUAGAUGGCAGACGCGACGCGCAUUGCAUUUGACGACGUUUUCGAGUUACAGCUCUUAAUUGGGUAUAUUAAUUAUUACAAAAAUGACCUAAACGUCCAUAUCAGCCAUAGUUUUGUCAGCAGACCUGUAUAAAGUAACUAUUAUUUCACUGUAGCUCUUGAUACGGCUAUAUUAGCUACAAAUUCAUACUUGUGUAUAGAUAUUGGUGCUAAUCAUAUUUUCGAAAUGUUAUUAUAUGUUUAUAUACUGUUUAAAUAUAGACUAUAAGUACAAAUUACACAUUUGAUUAUGUAGGUUAUUUAACCUAACGCACUUCAUCCUGAAAGGUGGCUGAUUUCAGCUGUAUAGAAAUGAUACGUUCCUUGCAUCUUUAACACUCAUUUACUUGUUAUUUACAAACCAAUAUUAGCCUACGUUCACAAUACGUCUUUCAUCUGAAGUCUAAUGAUCUUUACCUAAAGUCUGAGAUUAUUAUAUAGACUAUAUUCUAUAACAGCAAUAGGAACUUGUCAAUCUAUUUCUUUAAAAGAGCAUAUCAGCCAGAAAGAAAAAAAAUUGUUUCACUGAAUCAAAAAGAGCGAGAUACUCCUGUGCAUGCCUGUGUAAUUUUUUUGCACCCCUCCUUGAUGUUUCGCUCCUUCAUUGUGCGCGCGCAACCCGAGUCUUCAUCACAUAAAGCGCGCGCCUGAACAUCUCACACACACACACACACACACACAGUCUGGCAAUGCUUUUGCGGCACUGCGUGCAUUUUGGACUAUAACCCUAAAGUUUGUCUCCUGGAGCACUCUUGCCCGUCCUCUUCUUCAAAGGUAUUUUGAUGUUACCAACAGAAAUCUCAGGAGGAGUGUGUUUUAGCACUAGUCAGCACUCCAAAGAAGGAAGGAACGGAAUGAAAACAGAAGAAAACCAAUCAUGUCUUCAGCAGGCCCCCUCCUCCACCCCUUACGAGCACAUGGGAGGAGGUGAGGUGUGUGCAGGGUGCGAGUCUCCCAUCGCGGACCGCUUCCUCCUGCGCGUCAAUGAGCUGUCCUGGCACGAGACGUGUGUCAAGUGUGCGGUGUGUCGCAGCGCGCUGAGCGGGACCUGCUACUCUCGCGACCGCUUGCUUUACUGCAAGCAUGAUUACGAGAAGUUGUUUGUGCGGAAGUGCAGUGCCUGUCUGCAGGCGAUCGGCCGCUCGGAGCUCAUCAUGCGUGUGCUGGGACAGGUGUACCACCUGAGCUGCUUCAGCUGCUGCGAGUGUGAGCGCCGGCUGCAGAGAGGUGAUGAGUUUGUCCUAAAGGAGGGACAGCUGCUCUGCCGGGGAGACUAUGAGAAGGAGAGAGAGAUGCUGGCUGCCAUCAGUCCGGCCCCUACCGAGUCAGUAAAGAGUGAGGAUGAGGAUGGUGGUGGGGUCUCUGUUGGAGGGAAGGCUGGGGAUGAUGGGAAGGAGCACAAGAGAUCCAAGAGGCCACGAACCAUCCUGACCACACAACAGCGGCGUGCCUUCAAGGCUUCCUUCGAGGUGUCUUCCAAACCCUGCCGAAAGGUCAGAGAAACUCUGGCAGCUGAGACUGGACUGACGGUGAGAGUCGUGCAGGUGUGGUUUCAAAACCAGAGAGCAAAGAUGAAGAAGAUCGCUCGCAGACAACAACAGCAGCAGCAGCAGCAAGAACAGGAGCAGAUGGGCGGGACCAGGAGGGGCCCGAGCAGAGGGGGCCGCCAGAGUAACGAUGACAGCGAGGAUGGCUCCAGCAGUCACGGACUGGAUGGGCUGCUCUCAUAUUCCUCUCUGCCACGCCAACAACUGCUGGCUUUGGAUCCCAACAUAUACGGAAGCGAACAGUUCCGACACGGGCUCACGCCACCGCAGCUAGGCCCCGAGCAGAUGCACUCCUACGACUCAGAGACGGUUUUCCACGACUUGGACAGCGAUGGAAGCCUCAGUCAUCUCGGGGACUGUCUCUUGUCGACCGCCGAGGCAGGAGUUCUGGCAGGACGGAUAGGAAAUCCCAUUGAUCGCCUCUACUCGAUGCAAAACUCCUACUUUACCUCAUGACCCUGGUUCCACCUACCUAAAGCGCUCCUCCACCACUGCAGGGGGCAACAAGUAGAUUGAGUCUCACUGGAGGCAUCUUUCAUCGUCAAAACUAAUUGAAUCCCUCAAUCGUAUCUUAGUCAAGCCAAUAAAGCUCUAAACAACCAAACCAAGACAAAAAAAAUCUAUUUGACAUGAACAGAAUAGGAAUUCACUGGAAAAACAUGUUUUAUAGCAUACAUAUGCACUAUUGUUUCGCUUUGUUUCAUUCAAUCAUUUUUUGCGAUGGUCAUAGGUGCAUAACAGACAUCAAUGAGCAGCUGUUCAUGUAAGUGUUACCUCACCCUCUGAUCAAGGCUGUAUCCGAAAUCAAUUACCUCAUUCACUACAGAGCACUGCAGUGACAUAUUUUUGCAAGCUAAUACCCAGAAACAAAUUAUUAUUUUAUCACAUCCGGUUGUCAAAGUCAAUUUUUUUUUUUAAUGAUUUUCAAUGCCUGGAAUGAGGUCUGUGGUAAACACAAGCGCCAAAUAUUUUCAUAUUUUAUUCCACAACAUAAAAGAAAGUAGUAAUACCUCACUAAUGGUUUUUAAGUGUUUAAAUGCACAUUUGGGUCCAAAUAGUAGCCUCCAUAGCCUCAUUAUGUUUAUAAUCGCUAAUUCAAACUUUUAAGGAAGAUUUAUACUUCAGCAGAUUGUAUUUAGGCUUCAAAAUUCAUAAACGUUGUGUUCAUUGUGUGCAGAUUAUCGUGAUGAACGAAACAUGUAGGAAUCAUAUACUUUUGUUGGCCACAGAGCUUAUUUUAUGCGAUUAAAAAAAGCUACUGGGUUUUUGCUGAAGGAACCAGGGUUAUGUAAACUUCUGGAUUGACCUGCAAAAAUACGUCAUCACUGCAGCUAUCUAUCCACCUUAUUUUUCAACGUGGAUGUAAGCUGUUUCUGUGAUUGUGUGAGACUUUUGGUUCAUUAACCUCUGCAGGGAAAUAACGGGAAGAAUAACAAAAGUGCAGUAAACUGUAAAACUGUUAGCACUACAAACCAGUGUGUUCAUAAUUAAGAUAAUACAUUAAAAUAACACGGUAAGACACACCAUUCUGCGAUAUCAAGCAGCAAAAUGAACUGUUUUGUACAGUUAAAAAUAGCUGAAAGUGAGUGAAACCGGAAGCAAAUGGCCACGGCUGCUCUUACGAGAAAAAUAAGGAGAACAUAGACCACUGAAUGAGUGAAUGAAACCAAGUGAGACAGAAGUUCUGUCCACUACUAAUGACUGUCCCCUCAAAUAGCACACGAUAAAGGGUUAAUUGAGGUGAUUUCAGACACAGCCCAAGUCAAUUUUAUAUCACUCUCUCCUUACUGCCUUGCCAUCUUAAUGUCCGUCUCCAAUCAGCUUUUAUUUAAAGCUAACGUGAAAACCAAAAGAGUCUAGCAUGCUGGCGUAAGUCAAAUGUACAUUAACAUUUCUUCUAAAGAAAUUUAUUAAAGGUGCACUCAGUUUUUGUAUGUUGAGCUGACCAAUAUAGCAGUUGACUUACACUGACACCUAGCGGUGUGGAUGCAGCAUCACAAACACAAAAGCAAUUAAAACCGAAAGGCUUUUCAUUACUUAUAAAAUAACAUUACGUGAAUUUUUUUUAAUUUAGUCGCCUUGGCAACAUUUUUCAUUUUCAUUUAGUUUAACUUGAUGUACUAAAAUGAUUUUAAAAAAUUAAAUAAAAAGUAUAUAGACAUUUAAAAAACUAAUACAAAUGGCAAAACAUCUAAAUGACUAAAACUUUAAUUAAAAUGAAAACAGAAAAUAUAAAAAUGUAGAAAAUGUAAAAUAGCUUUUAUGAGUCUUCGUGUUAAUGUAUAUUAACACAUUAUUUUAAAAAGUAUUGAUUUUUUGCUUGUGAAUCUUUAAAUGGGGGGGGGGGGACUGAGUGCACCUUUAACACAAAUUUAACUUUCAUUUUUUCAUUUCAGAAAUUACAAAUGUCGACAGCUAUUGCAGUAUUUUCUCUGAGGAAAUUUAAAUGGGUAGGUUUUCAACUAUUGUAAGUUUCUCAGAUAGGGACUUUCCAGCUGCCUUGACUGUGCAUUACAAAAUUAAAGAGACAAAAUAUUUAACAAAAAAAAAAGUAAAUUAAGAAACCACAAAAUAAUGAACCAUCAAAGCUGAAGUGUAUAUCUCAAAGCAAAUAUGAGUGAGGGAGUCUUGACAGGGUUCAGAGAGCAAAGGAGGCACACAUAGCACAGUGCUCAGCCAACACUGCUCCAUCAAAGCCAGGUCUGACAAAUAUGGAAAAUUACGAUGCAACCAAACCACAAAAGAGAUUUUUUUCAUUCUAAUUUCAGGUUUUGGACACAGGGUACAUUUCCUUUAAAAAAAAAAAAGUGAGAUGUGAAACCUAUCAAGGGCCUUGAAUGUUUCUGCAGCAGCACUGACUGGAGGCUUUAGAUGGUUAAUCAUCAGGUAAAAUGUAGGAAUGUGCUACAAUCUCCAAACUGAGACGAGGAAAUAAUCAGGGUUACUGCUGUUACAGGGUUAAUAACAAAUAUGACAUCUAUCUCUAUAGUACUGACAAGAAAAAUAGCACAAAGUAUUAAAAAUACCCCCUAAAUGUUACAGGACGUGCACACUUGGCAGCGUGGUGCUAAUUGUGCUUUAUUGUAAACUAUUAAAUGUGUUGGUCACAUGACUGUUGUUGUAAUUAGCUCUAUUGUUAUACGUGCAGUUAUUUACUUCACGUCUUUUAACUCAUUAUGUUCUCGUUGGCUAUUUUUAACGCACUGGAAUAUUUAUGUUGCAGCAUGAGACACUGUAUACAGUAUGUGAAAUGUUUUAUUUAUAUUGAAGCAGAUUUACAUGAACACUAUCUGCUUAUGAAAACCUUCCAUAACCUGACGAACUGAAAUGUAGUUUUUAGUACACUGGACACGAGUUGCUGGUAAAUCAACUGCUCACAUUUUCAUGAAGCGUUUUGUGAUACUGAACGGUUUCAUUUAAAGUGGUGUUAUGUUCCUUUGAAGGACUGCGGUGAUGACAGCUGGUCAAUGGUACGUCUUUCUGUUUCUUUUAGUGUGAUCAUUUGUGUACAGUGUCCAAUAUAACUCGUCAUUUUAAACACUGA